GCAAAAUAACAAACCCACAUGAGCAGCGCAGAGCUUCCUGAGCGCAGUGGGGCCGCUGCAUCCGUUUUUCCCGCCGGUGACUCGAAGGAUGCGAUCUUGCUCCAGGAGGUCUCGACAAGCCUGCGAAGCAACCUAGAGAUCAAGGAUCGGCGCUCGUUCCUCCGAACGCACGCCCUCUGCUUCGUUGGCUCGGAGGCCGUGUCCUUCCUUGUUUCUGCAGGUCACGCGCCGACCCGGGACGCCGCCGUGUCGCUCGGGCAGCGCUUGUUAUGCAACCAAUUCAUCCGCGGCCUCUCCAACUCGGACGGGGCGUUUCUCGACAACAGCCAUCUGUUCCGAUUUCUAGAGGACGAAGCAACGCCUGUGCGCAAGGCGGCAGUGUCAACUACUCGUCCCUCUCCACGUCCGUCAAGAAGGAUCCGUCCACCUGCGUCUGCCUUUCGCGGCAUAUAUAGCGGUGGCAGGAGUUGGAUUGAGAGCAGCUUGUCUUCGUCCAGCUAUCGCGUCCAGCAAAAGAAUCGAUCCAUGGACGGGUACGAUCCAUGGUAUCAUCAUGACGAGAUCGCGUCGUCCGACGCAGCUGCUCGCACACAGUCGCUAGUGGACGAACAGCGCGCGGCACGGCUUCGCAAGUCGUCGUUUUGUCCCAUCGAGUCGAUCCUUGCCGUGGCGCCGACGUCGACCGUGGGGUUCUCGGCCACGUGUUCGUUUUACUUUUCCCCUCACACGACCCAUCAUUCGAUUGCCCUCACGGUGCCCAUCGUAACGGCCAUGAAGACAGCGUUCUCAUCGCACAAUAUGCACGCACGGGAAACGUCUGUACACAUGCUGCGGAACCAAGUGCUCAAGGCCGCCGACGCCUCCGACAAGAACUGGAUGUACUUGAAGAACAUCACCGGGCACCACGGCAACGACGUGCGCAUAUUCUGCCGGACGGCCGCGGGGGGGGUGCAGACCGUGCUCACGGUAGGCCCAGUCCACGUGGCGCCAUCCACGUUUGUUCAGCACUUUCUGGAUCCGUCUGAGCGCCGAAAGAUGGACGCGCUGUUCGAGUCGAGCCAGACGGUGGAAGACCUGCUCAUGGCGCAUCGACGACGCAACAAGCUGAAACAAAACACGGCGUACGUCCACGAAGUGUUUUCCAGAGCCGCCGCCGCGCCAUGGGUGGACGAGGCGCACCCGAUACCGGACGAAGUCGCGUGGGCUGUUCAACCGUCUGAAGCGAUGGCCGGCAUGUACCCCGAAGGAGAGAAGCAGCAGCACAUGUCGUCGAGUGGUGGUCGGGGCAAGACGGACGGAGGCGUCCAGCGCGUGCUCUACCGGACGAUGGCGUCGCCGUCCGCGGUCCUCUCAGCUAGAGACUUUGUCACGUUUCAAGAUUGCUUUUCCAUGGAUAAUGGCGCGCAUUGUGUGUACGAGAUCUCCGUGGAACAUCGCGACAUUCCGUCUAAAAUGGAGCACUAUACACGUGGCGAAGUGCUGUGUCUGGCGCACAUUGCCGAGCCGAUUCUUGGCAAUCCGAACGCGAGCAUGCUUACGGUGGUGACCCAAGUCGGCUUGAAAGGCAAAAUGCCGUCGUUCGUGGCCAAGCUGAUAUUUGAUCAGCUGAUCGCGCGCAGUUUUGACGCGCAGACGUGCGGAUUGGUUGUGGACGGGGCGUCGCAAAUGGAGACAUCGUUACGAGACGUCCCGUACGAUCGGACGGUGCCCGACGACCUCGUUCGAAGGAGUACGGGUGUCAGCACGUUGGACGACGAACGAGAUGCGGCCACAGGUCCCAAGGUCGGGCUAGACGACUUUGAAUUGCUGGCGGUGCUUGGUCGCGGGGGCUUUGCAAAGGUGAUGCAAGUCCGGCAUCGUCAAACGCACAAAGUGCAUGCGAUGAAAAUCCUCAAAAAAGAAGAAUUGGUCCACGACAUUCAGAUUGAACGCACACGGACCGAGCGCAGUAUUUUAGCGGCAGUGGAGCAUCCAUUCAUAGUCGCCUUAGCGUAUGCGUUCCAGGACACGAAGCGGCUGUUCAUGGUAAUGGACUUUGUCCAGGGCGGCGAUUUGUUUGCCCAUCUGCGCAAGUAUGGCGCCGUGUCGGUGCCCCGAGCGCGCAUCUACUUGGCCGAGAUCGCGCUGGCGGUGGCGCACUUGCACGCGCUAGACAUUGUGUACCGCGACCUCAAGCCUGAAAACAUCCUCGUGGACGCGGACGGGCACUUGAAGAUCACGGACUUUGGCUUGUCGCACUUUUUCGAUCCGCCAGAGUACGACGACGCGACCGACGUGCAAGUGACGCCGGCGUCGUGCGGUCGCAGCAACUCGCUGUGUCAAGUGACUCACUCGUUUUGCGGCACGGAAGCCUACAUGGCGCCGGAAAUGCUGCUCCAUCUGGGGCACGGGAAACCCAUCGACUGGUGGUGUCUCGGCAUCGUCGCAUGCGAAAUGCUCACGGGAGUCCAUCCAUUCCGAGGUGACUCGCAGAUGCGCCUGCUCUCCAACGUAGUCAACCAAGACCCCAUCAUCCCGCCGCAAGUGUCCCCCGACGCGGCGAAUCUCAUCCACGGACUACUCUGCAAACAGCCGCGACUUCGCCUCGGCACGGUCGGCCGCAAGUUUGAAGAGAUUAAAGACCAUCCGUUCUUUGCCGGCUUGGACUGGGACAAGGUGGCGGCCAAAGGGUACGCAAUGGAGUUUGUCCCACCAAUCGAGAACGACUUUGACGUGAGCAACUUUGGGUCGCAGUACACGAGCGAAAAGUUUUCUGGCGCGCAUUCCAGCGCGUGCUCGACGUCGGACGCGUCAUCAUUCAACGAUCCCCACCAUCCCCAUCAUCCUCAGCACCCUCAUCCCAUCAAGCACAGCCACGAAGACUCGACCAUGGAUCCCAACUCGUUCGUCGUGACCAGCCAGCACCACCCGUCGUCCGACUGGAGCAGCCACGGCAGCCAGUAUCGCGGGUUUUCAGGGUUUUCGUACGCUGGGCCACCGCAAGGGUUGAGUGACGAGACUGGGCUUUAACACGACUAUAUUUAGCGCGUGGACGAUCGACGGGUCGUGCGUUUGUUGGCUGGUAGCUGCAAUUCGGAGGAUGCAGAUCGUUUUGGGCGCUUCUUCGUUGGAGGCUUGGCUUUGGGUGUCGUUGAACGAGAGGAUUGGGCGGCUUGUUCGAGCCAGAGACAGAGCUGCACUUGUUGCGCUGUCCAAACGUGGCCGCCGUCGUCGGUGAUCGAUUCGUUCAACGCGCUCGCUUUGGCUUGAACGGUG
Messenger RNA from Aphanomyces astaci, 3255 nucleotides. RefSeq names its product AGC protein kinase. The record is from RefSeq and is a predicted model, not a curated record. The transcript is spliced from 9 exons. Bases 19 to 3009 code for a protein of 996 amino acids. NCBI's taxonomy places the organism in Eukaryota, Oomycota, Saprolegniomycetes, Saprolegniales, Verrucalvaceae. Gene Ontology annotation, molecular function: protein serine/threonine kinase activity; lipid binding; ATP binding. Gene Ontology annotation, biological process: intracellular signal transduction; protein phosphorylation.